Molecule: messenger RNA, 6370 nt
Organism: Platichthys flesus (European flounder)
Lineage: Eukaryota; Metazoa; Chordata; Actinopteri; Pleuronectiformes; Pleuronectidae
Product: potassium voltage-gated channel subfamily B member 2-like
Exons: 3
Coding region: 400-2862 (820 amino acids)
Biological process (GO): protein homooligomerization; potassium ion transmembrane transport
Cellular component (GO): membrane; voltage-gated potassium channel complex
Molecular function (GO): protein binding; delayed rectifier potassium channel activity
Source: RefSeq, a predicted model, not a curated record
GUGUGUCUCCUCAUGGCGCUCAUUGCUGAGGUACAGCCUGGGGCUUUUCUUCUCCUGCGCUGUUAGAUUUUACUUAUUGCCAAAAUGUGGAUCUCCAGUGGUCUGAGUGCUAUCGAGGGGCUUCAUGAAUCAGCGGUCGAAGGGGAGGUGAAGCAGCUGAGAUAACCCAGCGAGUGCUAUGGUGGGACCUCCUGGAAGUACAAGAGUUUGGCGCUCCAAAAUUUCCGCAGUUUGAUUAGAGGCAUGGAUCUAACCAAGAGCUUAGUGGUCUGAGCACAGCCAGUUUGUUGGGCCUGCACAACUUUUUCUAGUCCAACCACCACCUUACCAUAAUUGUAUAAGUGACAGGUCUACACACACUCCACUCCCUAGUAAGACAAAAACACCCACACAGCAGACAUGACAGACAGAGGUUAUGGCACAUCCAAAGCAAACCUCCGACCCAACGCACCCCCUGUGCUCCCACCUGAGCCGAUCGACAUCAUUCGGAUCAAGGCCCGCUCCCGACGGGUCAGGCUCAAUGUUGGAGGCCUCACACAUGAAGUCCUAUGGCGAACGCUAGACCGGUUGCCCAGAACCCGUCUGGGACGACUGAGAGACUGCAAUACCCAUGAGUCAUUGCUGGAGAUUUGCGAUGACUACAGCCUCGAUGAGAACGAGUACUUUUUUGACCGGCACCCGGUAGCUUUCUCCUCCAUCUUGAACUUCUACCGAACAGGGAAGCUGCAUAUGAUGGAGGAGAUGUGUGCCCUGUCCUUUGGCCAAGAGCUGGACUACUGGGGUAUUGAUGAAAUCUACCUGGAGUCCUGCUGCCAGGCACGGUACCACCAGAAAAAGGAGCAGAUGAAUGAGGAGCUGAGGAGGGAGGCAGAUGCGCUAAGGGAGAAUGAUGGGGAAGAGGAGGAGCAUGGCUGUUGGGCCGACAAAAGACAGAAGCUCUGGGAUCUGCUGGAGAAACCCAGCUCAUCUGUGGCUGCAAAGGUACUGGCCAUGAUAUCCAUCCUAUUUAUCAUCAUUUCCACCAUCUCAUUGUCUCUCAACACAUUGCCUGAACUGCAAGUGGUAGAUGAAUUUGGCCAGUUCAAUGACAACCCCAGUCUGGCCCACGUGGAGGCUGUGUGCAUUGCCUGGUUUACCAUGGAGUAUAUGCUGCGCCUGCUCUCAGCACCCGACAAGUGGGAUUUCAUCAAAGCACCACUAAACAUCAUUGAUUUGCUGGCUAUAAUGCCUUACUAUGUGACCCUCUGCCUAACUGAGUCUAACAAGAAUGUGAUGCAAUUCCAGAAUGUGCGCCGUGUGGUCCAGAUCUUUCGAAUUAUGAGGAUCCUGAGGAUACUGAAGCUAGCCAGGCACUCAACAGGGCUUCAGUCUUUAGGCUUCACUCUGCGAAGGAGCUACAAUGAGUUGGGUCUGCUCAUCUUAUUCUUAGCCAUGGGCAUUAUGAUAUUCUCUAGCUUGGUGUUCUUUGCAGAGAAGGAUGAGGAUGCCACCAAGUUCACCAGUAUCCCUGCCUCCUUCUGGUGGGCUACAAUUACUAUGACCACUGUUGGUUAUGGAGAUAUCUACCCUAAAACCCUGCUGGGUAAGAUUGUGGGAGGGCUUUGCUGUAUAGCAGGUGUGUUAGUCAUUGCCCUUCCUAUCCCAAUCAUUGUCAACAACUUCUCUGAGUUCUACAGAGAGCAAAAGAGACAGGAGAAAGCAGUCAAGAGGAGGGAAGCCCUUGAAAGAGCCAAACGCAGUGGAAGCAUUAUCUCUAUCAACCUAAAGGAUGCUUUUGCACGCAGUAUGGAACUCACAGAUGUGUUAGUGGAAAAGAGAGAGGACAGCAAGUGUCCUGUGGAUAAUCACCUCUCACCCAGCCGCUGGAGCUACCACAAACACUACACUAAUGCCGAGGGGGCUAGUCCAGCUAGGUCUCAACAUUCUCAUUAUCAGGAAGUAGCUCAGCAGGGCUCUCCUGAACGAGCCAAGCUCUCAUGUAACAAAACUACCCCUCAACACCUCAGUGCAAAGAGGUUAGAAGAGACUUACAACAAGACAGCAAACACCCAGGGACAACGGGACAAAAUUAUAGAAGAGCAGGUAGAGAUGAAAACCAUGACCUCCACACAAGUCCAGCGAAAUUCACCUGAUGUCAACCAAACUGGUGCUAGACACCAACGCAUCCCCCCUCCUUUGGAUCUAAGUCAGAUAAGCACCAUGGAAGUAAACAGGGGCCCUGACAGCAUCCAAUCAGGUACUAUCCUCAAAGAGGGUUUGUAUGAGUUUGUGUCUUGCCCCAAAGGAAGUGGCGCUGGGGGAGCCCUGAAGGUUGACUUCAUUGAAUCCCAAGAUGACGUACUUAUGGCUGUGAUGACACCUAAUGCAACCCCAGCCUCUACUGGCUCAACCAAGCUUGCUCAACUACUUUCUGAUGACAUUAUCUCAAGGUUUUAUCCACCUCCAAGUUCUGCAACACUGGAAGUUAAUUCUCCGCUGGCGAUCCUGCAAUCCCCAUCUCUAGCCCAGCAAUCUGUCAGUCCAAGCUACUCCCAUGGGGGAGGUGAAGGCUCAGCAGCCAGGAGCUUAGAAGGUGAAGGGCAGCUCACAGGCUUAAGCCACCAGAGAAGAAAUCACAUGGAGAGGUCUGUCAUUGCCUCAAGUAGCAGUGCUAGCCCACUGUCGUCAAAAGCCUGCCCCCUCAACUGCACCCAGCAGCUAGUAACUGUGGAAGGAGGGGAGGAAGGAGCGGAGGAAGAAGCAGAACAGUGUGGCGAGAAACAAGAAAAUCACAUUGCUCUGGACGGAUGCAUGACACCACCCUGUGAAACAAGCAUGCAGGCUUUAAAGUGGAAGAAGUUUACUGACAAGGAUGUCAACUGAUGGGUUGAGGAAAUCCCCCAAAACGUUUUGGCUCUCACCUCUGUCUUGGCAAAUCACUACUUUCCACAAACUGAUAUCUCUUUAUUGUUGUCACAUGGAUUAUUUAUGAAGGACUGAGGGAAGUCAGAAGCUUGACUUAGUCAGAACCUAAGUUGUUACUGAUUUGCUCUUUGAGGACCAGACUAAUGGGCAAGAAGAGAAAACAAUGACAACUGAUCUCUUAGGGCUCAAAUGUGAGCGUAAAAGCCUUUUGUGAAUGAUAACAUUUACGACUAUCCUGGAGAGGUCUUGUGUACAACUCAACAGGUAUAAAUAACAGUUUCGUAUUGCUUGCUAUAUAGGCCUAUUUAUUUUGAUGGACUACUUGCACCAAGGAAAGACAGAAGUUGGAGGGAUAUUAUAUUUUUAUAUUUGUCUAAUCAACUUUUGUAAAAUGUAUAUUUUGCAAGACUUGAAAAACUAUGAUCAGUCAUUAUUCUGUGUGAUGAUUUCUCAUCAUUAUCACAGUACAGGUACAAGCGAGAAUCCAUAAGCAAACAAGGAAGGACAAAAGUCCUACUCUAAUAACUUAGUGUGACACAUAUAGAAAUGCACAGUUCAAGACUAAAUAUCUUCUGUACACCGAUGCCUGUCUCAGUGCUUCAACAAUGGAUGUUCGUUUUCCUAUAAAAACUGCACUGAAAAUAGACUCUUGAAAUUGAAAAGGGAAUGGGAUAGUGAUGAAAAUGUUAUUUUUUAUGAAUUGCUAGACCACUGUCCACCAAAAGAGAGAUCUUGGUCUCACAUAGAGACAGGUGAAAUGAGCAGACAAAUAAAAACAGAAAGACAGAGAAGUUCAAUGAAUACUCAUGUUUGAGUCAUCACACUCUGCCCGUCCUCAAUGUAUUAUGACAGGUAAGUGAGGCUUACUCCAAUGCAACACAAGCUCUUUACGUGACUGACAUAUAGGCAACCAUCUUAAAUUCAGGAAUAUCAACUGAGCAGCUUGACAAAAAUCACCCAAACACCCUAUCUGUUGUGGUCUCUGUGAGACUAGUGUCUUAUUUAAGAUGGUUGAAUAUAACAUUGGUCUUACCUGUUAUUGUGACAAUAAUUGGAUUCGGAAAUAACAAUGAUGUACUUUCAAGUUACUUGCUGUGAUCUGGGAACAUGAUGACUUCAAAGAAAUGAUGAGCGAUAAGUCAGAAGACACAAGCAUUAGGACAUGUUGGAAGAUAAUGAAGGCAAAAGCAUUACCCAAAUAUCAUAGAUUACAGACCCACCACCAUAAAUAAUGCCUCAGUAUGCGUCAAAGAAAGUAUCUUACUGAUUUUAAUGGAGCAGGAGCGGAAUCCAACACUUUUCCAGUUUGAUCAGCCAGGAGUGAAAAUAGUCAAGUUUAAACCUCUCUGUCUAUCUCUUUUUUUUUAAUUCUUUAUACUUCGUUACAUUUUUAUGAACAACCCUGUGCCACGCUGAAUGUUUUCAAGGAGGGGUUGUCUGAAAAGUUUGCCAUUAUAUUAUAUUACAAUCAUAUUAUAAUUAAGACUGUAAAUACAUCAUUUUUUCACCCCACCUUCAAUAGUGACAUUUCUGAACGGAUGUAAAUGCAUUUAAACUACUUUCUUUCAAGAAUUAAUAUCUUGCAGUUGAUAUAUUGAAUGUUGUUGUAGUGAUGUCACCAUGCUCACAGACCUCAGCAAUUCACCUUGAAAGUGUGUAAUUCUAACAAAAAGAAUAGAUGGGCAAUACUACUGAAAUAAGACCAAGUGGUUAUUAACAAUAUAUCCUUUGAGGGAGGAGGCAUAUGUUCACCCCACUGGCCCUCAGUCAUGCAAAGGCUGCACGUAUGAAGACUGUGGCCCAUUAGCUCCUGUAAAUCCACACACUGUGCGGUUCUAACUAGCCCAUGUCCAUGCAUGAUACUGUAGACAGUGUGAAACCGGUGUCUGCGUGACUAAUUUUGCUUGGGGGCUGAUUGUAAUGUAAAGGUAGUCUAACAGUGACCUCUACAGGCAUCCUCUAGACACUUGAAUGAAAGGACCUAAUGCCUCUUUAGCACUCUGUGUAAUGUGUACAAUGUAUAGGCUCGUCUUUGUUUGGAUCAGUUAUGCAGUUUGAAUGCAUGCUGAUGCUAUCAAGCCCACAUUUAGCUGUGGGCACCACCGAUUAUUCACACACAGAGUGAGCGUAUGGUGAUGGGGCCUGUCACAAGGUGUAACAUGUAUUAUGAUUGUGUAUUCCGACUGUUUCUAGAUGAAGAUUUAAAACUGAUUUAGUGCAUUAUUUAAGAAAAACUUGAAGCUGUGUUGUUAACAUCUCAGUAUAUUUAAAAAUGUGUGCCUUUUCAUAAAUAGAAUAUUUAUGAGAAGGAAAAAAACCUGUACAGUAUGGCCAGAUUUUUUGUUUUAUUUGUCUCUCUUGACUUUUUUUCUGUGAUAGUGUAUAAUCUGGGUCUAUAUCUCAGGGUUUGCAUACAUUUACAGCAUUAUGUUGUUCUCGCAUCAACUUUAUUGUCAGUUAUUUAGUUUUUGUGGAAUGCAGUGGCUUCAGGUUCAGUAGCGAGUUCAGCUUGGCUCACUUUUGGUGCUGCAGCAGCAUCCAGUAUAUGAACUGCAGCACUAUACUAAAAAGACAGCAGACAUUUAGUAGGUGUUAGUAAACCAUAACAAAAACUAAUGCCACCACAAAAGGUUUAAAAUCAUCAUACUUACUCAUAACUUUUGCUUCUGUAACUGAUCACAUAAGUAAUUAUAUUCUCAGUAUGUCAUGGAAGCCAGUAUCCCAAGCCAGCCAGUCAAAGCUGUUGAUUGAAUAAAGGUUCUUCACUGAGUGACUCAGAUGAAAGCCAGUUGUCCUUAUAGAAAAGCAUAUAAAUAGUCCCAAAAUAUUCUAAAUGGUCAUGACAUAAAUAUAUUCACACAAAAAAAUUGUUUUAAGUUAUUAAUGGGAUUUUUCAAUCGCUAUAGACUGCAGCUUGGGAGCAACUGAGCACAGGGAUGCUCUGCUUAGAUGCAAAUGAUUCAGUGCAGGAGAUUAUUGUGUAGCCUUUCUUGGUUGACAUCUGUUGACAUCUGUCCUCAUUGGGUGGGAAUGUUUAGUGCAACUUUGCUGCUUUGUUAGAUUAUAUGUGGUUUUGUGCUACCAAAGGUGCUGGUUAUUGGCACUGUUGUACAUCAGGGACUUGAACACAGCAUUGGCUCUCCUAUGCACAACCUCAUGUCCACACAAUCAUUUAAAGAAUCCCACACAGUUUCCAUUUGUAUUUGUUCUUGUAAUCACUGAGCUUUUGCACAGUUAGAUAUCGUACACUCAUAUAAACCAGACACCAAACAUUUGCUUCUGCUCUUUUUCGUUUUAUCGUUUCUUAAUGUUUCUUCCACAAUCAUCUACUUUGUUUAAGAGUAGCCUAUGUGAUUAUUAGUUUCAUUCAUUAUUUGUAAAGCAACAUAAUGUUAGUGAAUGAUAGUGAAUUAUAGGGACUUCAGUUACCAAUAUGCAAAACAAAUAAAUAUAUUCACGUAACCUA